UCUCAUACUAUAUCAUUAUUGAUUUUUUUAUUUAAUUUAAAUACUCAACAUUGACCUCUCUCUCUCUCUAUCUUUCUCCAGUUUCCAAAUCAAAAAUCGAUUCCUUUUCUCCCUAGCAAAACCCUAGCUUCGACGAAUCGCUUACCGUUUCUUCUUCCGAGUCGGAUCGAAUCGCCAUGGCUAAGAGCUCUUUCAAGCUUUCUAAUCCUCUGGAGACAAGGAUGAAUGAAGCGAGUCGAAUCAGAGAGAAGUACCCUGACAGAGUCCCGGUGAUUGUGGAGAAGGCUGGACAGAGUGAUGUUCCUGACAUUGACAAGAAGAAGUAUCUCGUCCCAGCUGAUCUAACCGUUGGUCAGUUUGUGUACGUGGUUCGCAAAAGAAUCAAGCUUGGAGCUGAGAAAGCAAUCUUCGUCUUUGUCAAGGAUACAUUGCCUCCAACUGCUGCGUUGAUGUCUGCGAUCUAUGAAGAACACAAAGAUGAAGAUGGGUUCCUCUACAUGACUUACAGCGGAGAGAACACUUUUGGUUCUUUCAUCGUUGCUUGAUUAAGUAAAAUUUCCGAUCUUUCCAUGAAUGUACAUAGAUAAAAAGGAGGAAGAUAAGAUGUACAUUCCUUCCUUAUUCUCUCUUGCUUUUGCUUUUUCUUUUGCUUUGAAUCUUUGACAUUUGGGUUUAUUAUAAUCUUCACAAAACCUUUUCCUUA
This is a messenger RNA of Raphanus sativus (radish), 703 nucleotides long. RefSeq names its product autophagy-related protein 8a. The coding region runs from base 177 to 545 and encodes 122 amino acids. Lineage: Eukaryota; Viridiplantae; Streptophyta; Magnoliopsida; Brassicales; Brassicaceae. The transcript is spliced from 6 exons. Gene Ontology annotation, biological process: cellular response to nitrogen starvation. The record is from RefSeq and is a predicted model, not a curated record.